UAGGUUUAAAUUUAAAUGUAGUCAUAAAUGAUGAAGUUAUUGAGAAUGUUGAAGAAAUAAAAUACUUAGGGUUAAUACUAGACAGAGAAUUGAAAUUUAAUAAGCACAAUGGUUAUAUGUCUAAAAAAAUUGGUAAGAAAAUUGGUUUUAUGAAAAGGGUAUCACUGUUUUUAUCUAUAUCGACUAGACAAACCAUCUAUAAUACACUUAUAUUACCUCUUUUCUAUUACUGUAGUACUAUUAUUUAUACAGGAUGUUCUAGUUUUGAUAGGUUACAAAUCCUUCAGAAUAAGGCAAUGCGGGCAAUUUUGGGAUGUAAUAGUUUUACUAGUUCACACUUAAUGUUGGAAGCUUUAAAUUGGAUAAAAAUUGAACAUCUACUUUAUAUUCAGAUGAUGAUAUUUAUAUAUAAAAUUGUUAACAUGUUACCUAAAUACUUAAACUGUCAGCUUGUACCAGUUGCAAAUAUCCACGGGCGUAACACUAGAACGACAAAUUCUAUAAAUUUUUAUGUGAAUUCAAGUAACAAAACCAGCUCCAUGAAAAGUUUGUUUCAUAAGGGAUAGUUCAGUUUAAUAUUCUGCCUGAUGACGUUAAAGCAAGUUCAAGUGUAAAGGUGUUCAAAAAAAAAGAUGAAGAAUCAUGUCAAGUUUAUAUAAACACAAUUCGUUUUUUAUGUUAUUUCUUGUUUGUUUCGAAACAAUAAUAUUUUAUUUGAUAUUCAAAAACCCACUGAUUUUUCC
Psylliodes chrysocephalus is the source of this 743-nucleotide messenger RNA. Lineage: Eukaryota; Metazoa; Arthropoda; Insecta; Coleoptera; Chrysomelidae. The record is from the annotation of a GenBank genome assembly.